AUGCUCGAGUGCGUUUCCUUCGACAAGCGCGAAAUGAUAUCUUUGGGUCGUCUCAGCAGCACAGUGGCUGGACGUGACACUCCGUCCACCCUGGAAAGCAUUUUAAAGCAGCUGGUGACCAUCAACGAAAGACUCGGACGUCUUGAAGAUGCGCAAGCACAACGGCCUGCAACUUCUUCAAACGCGAGUCUAGUACAGAUCCAUCAUCCUGCCGCUGUCAUGCCCGCAGUUCCACCACCCGCCACUGCGUCAGCGCUUGCUGGAUGCCUGCUCAACUGGUACACAAAUUACAUCUGGCAAAGGGUUAAGGGAAAGCAGGAACAGAACAAGCGUGCAGAGGCAAAAGCGAUAAUGAAUAUUAUGGUGAUGCUUUGCCAUAAGACCUUCAGCAUACCUCCAGAUCCCACAUGUAGCGAUACGGCGUUCGUGGCUGCUUACCGAAGUUGGAAAAGUUCGCUCUGGACACUUGGAGAGGCGAUGGACAACGCUGUAAACAAUCGCAUCCAUUCGAUCGACAACAAAAAGCCCACUCGAAAAGCUCCAUCGCUUCAUAUGCGAUGGAAGCAGCUGAAAACGUUGCAUCCUGACGCUGUCAGCGGACUGGGCACCCAAUACCUACGCAUGAAGACAAACGGACAGAUUAUCGAUGCUUGUACACCCAUAACUCGCCUGUGGGAUGCCAAAGAGAUGUCCUACUGA
Messenger RNA from Phytophthora nicotianae INRA-310, 699 nucleotides. RefSeq lists its product as hypothetical. The coding region runs from base 1 to 699 and encodes 232 amino acids. The transcript is spliced from 2 exons. The record is from RefSeq and is a predicted model, not a curated record. Lineage: Eukaryota; Oomycota; Peronosporomycetes; Peronosporales; Peronosporaceae.